Molecule: messenger RNA, 2782 nt
Organism: Chiloscyllium plagiosum (whitespotted bambooshark)
Lineage: Eukaryota; Metazoa; Chordata; Chondrichthyes; Orectolobiformes; Hemiscylliidae
Product: F-box only protein 36-like
Molecular function (GO): protein binding
Source: RefSeq, a predicted model, not a curated record
CCAAAAUGGCGUCCCUGUUAAAAGGCACGCUCUUCGAAAUCCGUGCUCAGGCUCCAGCACCGAGCAAGGACUACCAUCAGCUACUGGUGACAGACUCCGAGGUAAUCUGGAGAUGGUGGAAAAUUUCUUUUCGAAGUGAGUUUCGAAAUGUGCAUCCUGGUGAACAAGUAAGCUCUCACCAGGAUUUCUUGGACAAUUAUACUCUACAAGUUCAUAUUGGUGUAAUUUUUGGCAAUGAAGUGCUCAAAUAUAUUUGCAAUCUUUGUCAACAUCACUUUGAUUAUCUCGAUCGCAUUCCUAAUGGCCUGCUCUUGUACAUAAUUUUAUUUUUGGAUCUUGAGGACAUUGCCAGACUUUCCCAAACAUCCAGAAAAUUUGAAAAGGUAUGUAACUCUAAUGAACUCUGGGAGCAUCUCGUUUCGAGAUACUGUGAUACCAUAACCCCAGAAAUGCAAGCGUUGGCUUUAGAGGUUGGUUGGAAAGAAAUCUUCUUCACCAACAAACUCCAGCUACAGAAAAAGAUCAGACGAAGACGCCAAAAGUUUGGGGAUACUGAAGAGAAUUUGACUUUAAGACCAUGAGUUAUAGACUUAAGGCUGCAAACAAAUAAUUUGUUUACACAAAGUUGUUGUUUGCUGGAAUGUGAUUUAUAUUUUUGUUUAACUUUCCUGAACAGUGCCUAGUUGUUAAAUGCAUCGAUCCAUGAUAGAUGCAACUUUUUUACUAAGUGAUUAUAAAUGUAUUACAUACUGAUGCUCUUUUGUUCAGAAUCGCUGAUGUAGAAAUUGGGCAGCAUAGAACUCAUUUUUCAGGUACUAAAUAAUCCCAAAUCAAUGUUGGUCAAGGAAGUGGAGCGGUUUAUGUACAGACAGAGGAGACUUCAUUCGUGCUGGACAAUCGUGCUGAUCCGCAGCAGCUAGCAAAACAAGAUCUAAGAAGCCCUCUCGAUAAAACUGCUGUAACUUAACUGCAGAUCCAAGAUUAAAUGACUGAUUACCACUACUUCCCCCUCACUAGCCCUAGAAAGCAAUGUUCAGGGUCCCUGAUCUCUUUCUGCACUACCCAAUCCUGCACCAUGCAAUGUGCAACUCCCAUGAAUGCACCCUGCUGAGUCUAUGGUUUGCUGCCAGCUGCUCCUAUCCUACUCAUCCCAAGGCUGCCAAAACCCUGGGUAACAUGUAAUCGUCUAGGUGAUGGGCCCAUCCACUACUGGAGAGCUCUUGGCAAACACACAGCUAUUUCUAAGAGCCCUUUCAGUAUUAAAUCCUGUUCAGGCAGUCUACUGGUUGUUGUUAGGGUUCCCAGCACCUGCAGAUUCAAUCUAUCACCGGCAUUUCUCCUGCAGAGUGGUUCUAUCAGCUCUGAGAGCUCGUUGCCAGUCGGAGGCUAGCAGCUGUCCAGUACUAGCAUGCUGUGGUGCAACAGUUGGCCCAUGGAUGAGGAUCGAUCCAGAGCUCCAGUCACGGAUGAGAUUGCCAUGGCCUAUCAGGGAAGCUCCUAAUGUCGAUGAAUGCAAACAGCUAGUGAUGUGUGUUCCCCAUCGGUCUCUCCAUUGCUGUUAUGUAUCCCUUCACUGGACAGAAUGUGGCAAAGAAGGAGUUUACCUCACCCCCACCAGACUGCAAGAAUUAGCCUGUUUGACAGCCUGUAUUGGCCUCUGUGUGGUCGUACUGAAUUGCAGGGGUGAGGCAGGUGUUGGGCUCUUCAAGCCAAGCCUGCCUGCCUCAUUUUGUAUUCCCAGAUUGCUGUAAGGCAAACCAUUAAAUUCCAUCUGCAGUUUCCCCCCAGAGGCCUGCCCCUGCAAUGCUCCUGUGGCCAUCUACAACAUUAUCAGCAGCUGGUCCACAUUCCUCCCGUCUGUUGGGUAUCUGCUGUUAUACCACCUUCAUUCUAAUCAAAUCUGUCACUCAAAAUGCAGGCUUCCUGAGACAUAAUCUAUUGGGGUACAGAGAACAUGCCCUUGUGCAGGAGAAGCAUCUACUUUUGGCACUAAUUUCUGGCAAUAAAUUGUUGUUAAUGUCACAAAAUAGUUUGGCAAUUGAAGUAAGAAAGUCAAAUUUUGAUUUUGACUGUGCACCACCAAGAUUUAUUUCUGUUGGUUUAAGAGCCAUCAGAAUUACAUGCCACAAUUAUAAAUCCCUUUGAUGUGUAUGGUUAGCAAGAAUUUUGGGGAAUUUACUCCAAAACAGAUUCUGUUUCCUUUCCAUUGUGCACACAUUCAGAGUGGCAAUCAUGUUAUUACAAUACACAGUGGAGCCUUAGAAACUUAGGGAUUUGAAAUCCUAAUUGCACACCCCAAAACCCCUCUAAUGAUUUGUGAUUAAAUGACCUCACGUGUGUUAUAUGUUUGAGGUUAUUUAGGUACUUACUUCAAUCAAUAAACAAUUCAAAAUAUUUUGGCACAAUAUUACUUUGUGAGACUUCAAUGCUAAGCAUCUUUUUACUUAAUCAUAUUCUGUAUCUCUAUGUUCUGCACUUUAGUUCCCCCUCCCCACUUCCCAAACUGCUGCUUAUUGCAACUGUAAAAAUAUCAUGCAUCAUUUGUAACAAAUUGUAAAACUGUUCUCUGUAAAUGCAAAAAAAGAUUUUUCUACAAAUACCUCUCAGGUGGGUGCACUGUAGACCAACAGCUGCUGCACAUUUUCAGAUUGUUUGUAGCCAUCUGAGCUGAAAUAUUUUAUCCUUGCUUAGUAUUCUUUAUAACUGUCACUUAGAAAUGUAUAAUUUAGCCUCGCUAAAGCAAUCAAUUCCAAUUGACCAGGCUGAGAACUCAUAAGCUGUG